Messenger RNA from Oncorhynchus keta (chum salmon), 2661 nucleotides. RefSeq names its product protein Wnt-2-like. Gene Ontology annotation, molecular function: cytokine activity; frizzled binding. Gene Ontology annotation, biological process: neuron differentiation; cell fate commitment; canonical Wnt signaling pathway. Gene Ontology annotation, cellular component: extracellular region. The transcript has 5 exons. The coding region runs from base 969 to 2021 and encodes 350 amino acids. The record is from RefSeq and is a predicted model, not a curated record. NCBI's taxonomy places the organism in Eukaryota, Metazoa, Chordata, Actinopteri, Salmoniformes, Salmonidae.
UGCGUCUUGUUCGUUUCUUCCACGAAGAUCAUGAGAGAAUCCAAUUUCAGCCUUAACCUCAUCCCAACAGGAGACCGAGCACCAGACCACCCAAUUACAAAGACAAAACGGGAUUGGGAACAUUAAAUCACUUGCACGAAGCGGAGAUCAAAGAUAAAGGAAAUACAAUGUGACAAUCGAGCAGAUCGCGAAACGAGUUCAAAAGAAUUUGAUAAUCUAAUUAUAAAUGCACCCAAACUUUUGGGCGGCCUUUGAUUAAUCUGCAUUUAACUUCUGCAAAUAAUAUUAGUCAUCAUGGCCGCAUCUCGUCUAAUUCUUAACCUGUGUGCAUAAUAUGGCGUCAUGGCUGUACAUUUCUGGACUUUUUGGCGACUGUGUGUUAUAGGCAUAAGCAUAACUAAGCACGUUUGUAGCGCACCAGUUCCUUCUAAACACGUCAAUUUGAUUGUUUUUGUUAAAACGCUCAGGGUUUAACACAUUACCUCGUACCACAUUCUACACCUUGCCGCUUGGAAAUCGGCCAAACUUGUGUCUGGUAUCAAGCUAGCCUGAACAGAUACUUUCAGACAUCUAAUUUCUUCACCUCAUUCCUGAGACAGGACUGCGCCCACCCCUUGUGUAAGCAAUUUAAACCUGAUAGCAAACGAUCAUCUGCCUAUCUUUACACUGCAAAUAUCUGUUAACUUUAGAUCGACUCAAUAUCUCAUGCGCUUCCAAUAUCUAAUGAGCUUCUUUUACCAUUCUCUUUGUCAUAUAAGCGUUAUGGUUUAUAUGUACAAAGAUCCAUCCGGGCGGUAAACCUCUUCUGAUCGAUUUAUUUUUUAAUGCAAGACAAAGUAGAACUUUGAUUUGUGCAAUCGAGAAGCUGUCAAGACUCCUGUCUGACCGCGCGCCUGUGUUGUUUUCUUACUCAUGGAAAUGCUCAGUACAAGUGCCUGAAUGUGCACACCGACAAAACUUUUAGUAAUAUGAAUUUAUUGCCAAGUGGAAAAUGUUUUUAUUUAUCUGUAGUAAUCUGCUGGCUAACGUCAAGGGUCGGCGGAUCUUUAUGGUACAUGGGAACCCUUGGUUCGCAAGUGAUGUGCGACAACAUCCCAGGGUUAGUCAACAAACAGCGGCAGCUGUGCCGCCAGCAUCCCAACAUUAUGCAGGCGAUCGGAGCCGGGAUUAAAGACUGGAUCGGGGAGUGCCAACAUCAGUUUCAGAACCACCGCUGGAACUGCAAUACCAUAGAGCGAGACCACAAUGUGUUCGGACGCCUACUGCUGCGUAGCAGUCGUGAAGCAGCCUUUGUGUACGCCAUCUCCUCGGCCGGGGUGGUCCACACCCUGACCCGAGCCUGCAGCCAGGGAGAGCUGCAGUCGUGCUCCUGCGACCCCACCAAGAAGGGCUCGUCCCAGGACGCCAAGGGGGCGUUCGACUGGGGCGGCUGCAGUGACCACGUGGAGCACGCCAUGAGGUUCAGCCAGGCCUUUGUAGAUGCCAAAGAGCGGAAGGAGCGAGAUGCCAGGGCUCUGAUGAACCUUCACAACAACCGCGCCGGGAGGAAGGCAGUGAAGCGAUUAAUGUCUCUGGAGUGUAAGUGUCACGGCGUGAGCGGCUCCUGCAGUGUACGGACCUGCUGGCUGGCCCUGGCCGACUUCCGCCGCACGGGCGACCAUCUGCGGCGGCGCUACAACGGGGCAGUGCAGGUGGUCAUGAACCAGUAUGGCACGGGCUUCACCACCGCACAGCGGCAUCUCAAACGGCCCAGCAAAAACGACCUGGUCUACUUCGAGGACUCGCCAGACUACUGCAUACGAGACCAAGAGUCCGGUUCGGUGGGGACAGGCGGGCGGGUAUGCAACCGGACAUCUCGCGGCGUGGACAGCUGCGAGGUGAUGUGCUGUGGCCGGGGCUACGACACAUCGCACCUCAGCCGCAACACCAAGUGUGAGUGCAAGUUCCACUGGUGCUGCGCUGUACACUGCCGGGACUGCAAGCUAGAUGUGGAUGUGCACACCUGCAAGGCCCAGACGUGACCAUUGCGAACCACCAACCAACCGUUUGCACAACGUCUGUCUGAAAUGGCAGCCUAUUCCCUCUUUAGUGCACUACGUUUGACCAUGGGCCCCUAUGCCACAUGUCGGCUACUCCGCCAAUAAUGCCCUUUUACAGUCCAAAGAUACCCAAUCUAAUUUCGUUCUUCCCUUACAUUCCAUUAUAUUUAUUUACUAGUUUUUUUCCCGAGUACAAAAUAACCUUUAUGUAAAUACAAACUUUAUGUAAUUUAAAAGAAAGUUCAGUAUAGAUGGGUUAGCUGACCACGUCACAAACUGUGUGUGCACUUCCAUGGGGCAGAAGUCAGCGUGGUGUGAUUCUGCAUGGCCAGAUUGCUAGCAAGAAUGACAAGAAACUGCCAUGUGGGGAAUCGUAAGUGGCUCGUUUCAUGUUAUUCUUGAUACCAGGUCUUGUUUUGAGGUGUUUUGGCUGAUGUCAAUGCUAAAAUUAGAUAGCUAGCUAACCAACAACUGGAAAGAUGUAUUUGAGAGACAAGUGCUCAUUGUGCAAAUGUAUUUCUUUACAAUAAACAUUGGGGACGUUGUCAACUAUCUAAGCCAAUCCCCGUCUGUUUUGCCGCUAAACAACCAAAUGUCUAUAUAGUUUAUGGAAUCUGUUAGA